AUGACGGGAUCCGGCGAGAAGGGCGAGUCCGGAGGCAAUGCCUUUACCAACUUCGUGGGCGACAUGAAGGAAAAGCUCCAUGAUUCAAAGCUUCACGAUGUCAAGGUGGCCCUCCACCACAAAAAAAAUCAAUUCGGAAAGAUCGGUAACAUAUUCAACCACAACCAUCGCCAUGAUGAAGCGCACGAGCAGGCAUGCGACGAAAAGCGAACAGCUGCCUGCGACUCCCACCGCUUCGAGUCAUACUUUCCGGAGCGAGACGGCAACCUCGUCAAGUGGUAUGUCGACGGACGCGACUACUUCUGGGCCGUCUCGGUCGCCCUCGAACAAGCCACAGAGUCAAUCUACAUCGCCGACUGGUGGCUGUCGCCAGAGCUCUUUCUGCGCCGCCCCCCGCACUACAAGCAAGAAUACCGCCUGGACCAGAUCUUGAAGCGCAAGGCUGAAGCUGGCGUCAAGAUCUUCGUCAUGGUUUACAAGGAAGUCGAGGCCGCCUUGACUUGCAACUCCAUCCACACCAAGCACGCGCUCCAGGCGCUAUGUCCCGAAGGCACUCCUGGCCACGGCAACAUUCGCAUCCUGCGCCACCCUGACCACAAUCCAUUUGAAAAUGUGGCCGAUACUACCAUGUACUGGGCCCAUCACGAGAAAUUCAUUGUCAUUGAUUAUGCCAUCGCCUUCAUCGGUGGUCUCGAUCUCUGUUUCGGCCGUUGGGACGCCCACCACCACCCGCUUGCCGAUGUCCACCCAGAAGGCGUCACUGAGGAAAUUUGGCCAGGACAAGAUUUCAACAACAACCGCGUCAUGGAUUUUCAAAAGGUCGAGGACUGGCAGCAGAAUGAGUUGAGCAAGGCAUCGUACGGCCGUAUGCCAUGGCACGACGUCGCCAUGAGUGUCAUUGGGCCUUGUGUGUACGAUAUCGCGGAGCAUUUCGUUCUGCGCUGGAAUUUCACCAAGCGCGACAAGUACAAGCGCGAUGAGCGCUACGACUGGAUUGUUCUCGAAGGCCGCGAAGGCGAAGACGAAGACUUGGUUGGCGUGCAGAGGCCUAAGCAUCCUUGUGGCGACUACGUCAAGCAUCCGCUGACGUCUCUUGCUACCAAGAACCUCGAUAACAGAGGCACUGUCCACGCCCAGAUUGUUCGCUCCAGCGCCGAUUGGUCGAGCGGCAUACUUACGGAGCAUUCUAUUCAAAAUGCCUACUGCGAGGUUAUUCGCAAGGCUGAGCAUUAUGUCUACUUGGAAAACCAAUUCUUCAUCACUGCUACUGGUGAGAAUCAGAGUCCAAUCCACAACACAAUCGGUCGGGCAAUGGUCGAGGCCGUGCUGAGAGCCGCCAAGGAGGAGCGUAAGUUCCGCAUCAUCGUCCUGAUUCCGGCUAUUCCUGGAUUUGCGGGUGAUCUGCGCGACAACGCUGCGUCUGGAACUCGUGCUAUCAUGGACUACCAAUACAAGUCAAUCUGUCGUGGCGAACACUCCAUCUUUGGACAGAUCAAGGCACAGGGUGUCGAUCCCAGACAGUACAUUUUCUUCUUCAACUUGAGAUCCUACGAUCGUCUUAACAAAACCAAGGCUCUUGUGGAGGCCGAAGAAAAGUCUGGCGUCAAGUACCAGGAUGUGCAGCGAGCAGAAGCCGAGGAAAUCAUGAAGGAAGGUAUCCACGGCACCAAUGAUGCCGGCCACAAUGAGAGAGACGAGCAUAUGGGCACUCUUGCGCAACAGAAAUCCAAGGAAAAGGCGGCCGUGGUGGAAAGUGCCAUGGAGGCAAAGCGCAGAUUCGAAGCAGAAAUGCCAGAAGAAAAGGACACAAAGCUACCAUCGCUGGCGCACCAUGCCAUGGCUGGUCAGGGUCCCAUCACCGAGGAGCCUUGGGAUGAUGAGGACGACAAGGAGCUGGAAAUCCGAAACUGGAUCCAGGAAGAAUUGUAUAUUCAUUCAAAACUUCUCAUUGCCGACGACCGCGUCGUGAUUUGCGGCUCCAGUAAUAUCAAUGACCGCAGCCAGCUCGGGUACCACGACAGCGAGCUGAGCAUUGUCAUGGAGGACACACGCAGAAUCCCGAGCAGCAUGGACGGCAAGACAUUCGAAGCCGGCUAUCAUGCGGCCACACUUCGCCGAUACCUGUGGCGCGAGCACUUGGGACUGCUGCCACCCCAAAACUUCGACGCGGCUGACGACAUCAACGCUCAGCCGCCAAGUGUGAACCCCGAGAACGACAUUUACGACCAGGACGAGAGCUACAAGUUUGUCGAGGAUCCACUAGGCGAUGAGCUUUGGGACCUUUGGACCAGCCGCGCAGACAGAAAUACGGAAAUAUUCCGUCACUUGUUCCAUUGCGAUCCAGAUGAUCAUAUCAAAACAUUUGAGGACUAUGACCGAUACCUCCCGCCGCGGGGUGUCAAGGCGGGCCACAUAUUUGACCAGUUUAUGCCGGCCGCCGACGCGCGAGCCAAGCUGGAUGAGAUCAAGGGCCACCUGGUGUGGAUGCCGAUGGACUUUUUGCAGGAUGCCGAGAUGGCCGAGAGGGGCCUGCAGGUCAAUUCGUGGACGGAGAGUGUGUACACGUAG
Molecule: messenger RNA, 2568 nt
Organism: Akanthomyces muscarius
Lineage: Eukaryota; Fungi; Ascomycota; Sordariomycetes; Hypocreales; Cordycipitaceae
Exons: 4
Coding region: 1-2568 (855 amino acids)
Biological process (GO): phosphatidic acid biosynthetic process; cell motility; intracellular signal transduction
Molecular function (GO): D-type glycerophospholipase activity
Source: RefSeq, a predicted model, not a curated record